Helobdella robusta is the source of this 2474-nucleotide messenger RNA. RefSeq lists its product as hypothetical. Gene Ontology annotation, molecular function: DNA-binding transcription factor activity, RNA polymerase II-specific; RNA polymerase II cis-regulatory region sequence-specific DNA binding. Gene Ontology annotation, cellular component: nucleus. The coding region runs from base 1 to 2046 and encodes 681 amino acids. Gene Ontology annotation, biological process: regulation of transcription by RNA polymerase II. The record is from RefSeq and is a predicted model, not a curated record. The transcript is spliced from 15 exons. Lineage: Eukaryota; Metazoa; Annelida; Clitellata; Rhynchobdellida; Glossiphoniidae.
AUGUUGGAUCGGUCACGUCUCGUGCUCUGCAUCUUCAUGUUCUCCAUGUUUGCAUUCAACCCACUUGGUUUGUUUCUCGGUGGUUUCAUGUCUUUCUUCAUGUCGGCUCCAGACCAGCACAGUGUCUCAACUGGAAGGGUGCUUCAGUCUGAGGCAGAAUCUGACAUGGUGGAUGUUCAGUACUGGUUUCAAUCCAUUCUUCCCUCAUUCGUUGUAUGGUCCAUGAACUGUUUGGUUGGCGUUGUCAUCAUCAUGAAGUUGUUUGUGUUCGGAGAGCCCCUCACUAAGCCCAUGUCGCCAUCAUCAGUUCUGUAUUGGAGGAAGCGAAAUCAAGCUGAAAUUGAACUGCUCAGGAAGUCGUACAUUGAAGCGUCCUCACUGUUGAGUGGAUGUUUGAUGGCUCUUGGUCGACCACUGCCUACUACAAAAUUUGACGUCUUUGCAAGUCUCGUGUGGAACCUCAUCAGACAACUUCUGCACAGGAUUCACCUGGGCUUGUGGCUUGAAAUGAUUUCAGGCAAGCUGUGCAAGGGGGUCAGCAGGAAAGACAUACAGUCGUCUGCAAGGGACGCCACUGUGGUGUACCACAAGUUACUGCAACUGCAUCUCACUGACCAUGUCAGCCAGGGAACGUACGCUGGCAUUAACUUGGCUUUAUGCACCAUCAACUUGGCUGAGGUUUCUGGUGAGGCUCUGCCAAAGGGGAUGCUUGCAGAGAUCUACACUUUGAUAGCCAUGUCCAUAAGGAUCAUGCUUCCCACUCAUUUUCAUUUUCUGGCUCGUUACUUCCUGACAAUGGCUCGAUCAAUUUGCUUCACAAGUUGCAACGUCAUCCCUGCUUCCCUAUCUUGGCUCAAUAAUCCGCUGGGGCACCGAUAUUUUGUCGAUGCCACAUGGAACAUGCAGAUGGAUAAGUCCAUCUUCACCAGCUGUCUAAAUCAGGUUGACCCACUGGCUCACAUCUUACAAAACUUCAGAGAGAACUUAUUGGAGAAGGCCGUGCUGGCACUUGUGACUCCUGGCUACAAGAAGAAAUACAACCAUUUGAAUAAAUACGAAAAUGAUUGGUCGGUUCUUUGUUUCUUAACAACGUGCUCUGCUGUAACUGAACUGAUUAAUUGUAACUUUUUAAAUGCAGGGUCAGCCACCACUCUCCCGACACGGGCUGAUGACUUGUCGAAGUGGUGGUCGUCGUUGCUGGCAGUGGCAGCUCACUGGCUGAAUGAAGAGGAGCAGUAUGCUGAAAGAUUCUAUUCUGUCGUCGAUACUUUGCCAAAGUUUCUUCAAAAGUCGAGUGACCCGCUUGUGAGGAGUGUUUACAUGGCGUUCCGAGCUCGCAGGUACAGUCUGAUGGAUGCUGAUGAGAGUGGCAGUGGAAGUAAUAUUAACAACGUACAUGUGGAAACAUGUAAACAGCUUUGCAACAAAGCCAGCAAUCUCUUGAAAGAAAGCAUCGAGUUGCAUACAAUGCAGAGUAACAACAAAAUUAUUCAGGCGUUCCAGUUAUUGACAUGUGACUGGUUGUUGGUCACUCGCACCGAAAUGUGGCAGUGUGGAAGGAGUGAGCGAUCGAGUGAUGAAGAGAAUGUUGUUAACACAACAACAGCAGCUAACAAUAACGGCAACAUCCACGUUUACACCUCGGAUUUGUUUGACUUUCAGAGCGAUCUGGCAAGUUUGAGAAAGUUGGCUGGUCACCUUAAGGCCGCCAUGCCUAAGGUGUUUGCCCACGAGGCAACUGCUCGGUUGAUGGCAGGAGCGAGUCCAUCCAGAACUCUCCAAUUGUUUGGCAGGGACCUCAGGAAAAGAAAUAAUACCCAAAAAUGUUUCUCAAAGAACAAUCAAUUAGUUGGAUGCAGCCCCAGUGAAGCUGAAAAGAACGAAGAUGAUGACAAGAAAACAUCAAAGAAAAUGAUGAUGUUGCUGAAACAUAGAGAAUUACUUAAGUCAAACGAAAAAGAUGUUGUCCACAACAAAUUAUCCAUAAAACAACAUAUCCACAAUAAUUUUUCAGCAAGGAUAACCCAGCCAACCAGAAGGAAGUGAAUGCAUGAAGUUUAUUCACAGCCAUUGAACAAAAACUGUAUUUUAUUUUAUAUUUUUAUAAGAUAAUUUUUGUGAAGAUGAAUGAAAUAAAAUAAUAGAUAAAUAAAUUAAUUGGCAUUUUGCGAUGGUAAUGAUCUAAGCUAAUAACUAAAUAUUUUUUUUGUUUUAUUAGUAUAGUAAUUAUUGGAGUUGUUAUUAUUGAUUUUUUGAGUAACUUUCUAUUUCAGACUUGUUUUGUUUCACAUUGUGAAUAGGAUUUUCAUCGAUAUAUCUUUAAAAUUUGUGACAAUUGUUUUAAAUGUUAGUUAAUUGAUAACUAGACGGUUUUUAUUUUAUAGUUCUGUAUAGUUUGUUUCUAAAUUACGUUUGCCGUUUUUGGAAUUUUACAAUUUAGACGCCGUACAAAUAAAUGUAGUUCUAAAUAGAUA